Astyanax mexicanus (Mexican tetra) is the source of this 2421-nucleotide messenger RNA. RefSeq names its product MOB kinase activator 1Ba (gene mob1ba). The coding region runs from base 163 to 813 and encodes 216 amino acids. The transcript has 6 exons. Gene Ontology annotation, biological process: hippo signaling; positive regulation of protein phosphorylation. Gene Ontology annotation, molecular function: protein kinase activator activity. NCBI's taxonomy places the organism in Eukaryota, Metazoa, Chordata, Actinopteri, Characiformes, Acestrorhamphidae. The record is from RefSeq and is a predicted model, not a curated record. Gene Ontology annotation, cellular component: nucleus; cytoplasm.
GUUGGAGUAGAGGAGAAGUUUCGCUGCUCAGUCGGGAAAACUGUUGGACGAGCGGCGGAGCGAGGAGAGAUUAGGCUGAAUUACAGCGCAUUUCCUGCUUUUUCCUGACUGUGGAGACUGACACUUCAUAGUUUCAGUAGCUGGAUACAUUCAGUGUGAGAUAUGAGCUUUUUAUUCGGGAGCCGCUCGUCAAAGACGUUCAAGCCGAAGAAGAAUAUUCCAGAGGGAUCACACCAGUAUGAACUACUGAAGCAUGCUGAGGCCACACUGGGCAGUGGGAACCUGCGCAUGGCCGUCAUGCUCCCGGACGGAGAGGACCUCAAUGAAUGGGUGGCAGUCAACACUGUGGACUUCUUUAAUCAGAUCAACAUGCUGUACGGGACCAUCACUGACUUCUGCACUGAGGAAAGCUGCCCUCUAAUGUCUGCUGGACCUAAGUAUGAAUACCACUGGGCUGAUGGAACAAACAUAAAGAAGCCCAUUAAAUGCUCUGCUCCCAAAUACAUUGAUUACUUGAUGACCUGGGUCCAGGACCAGCUUGAUGAUGAAACCCUUUUCCCUUCAAAAAUAGGUGUCCCUUUCCCAAAGAACUUCAUGUCCGUGGCGAAGACAAUUCUGAAGCGUCUCUUCCGAGUCUACGCUCACAUCUACCACCAGCACUUUGACUCAGUCAUCCAGCUGCAAGAGGAGGCCCACCUCAACACCUCCUUCAAACACUUCAUCUUUUUUGUUCAGGAGUUCAACUUGAUCGACAGGAAAGAACUGGCACCCCUUCAGGAGCUGAUUGAGAAGCUGACGUCUAAGGACAGAUAAAACAAAACGAAACGGUGGAUUUUUGUCGUUGUCCCAUCUCCCCUAAUUACUGUGCACAAGCAGCCUGGCUUUGUUCAAUGUUUUUACAGAUUUGUCCAGCUGGCUCCAGGAACAGAGAAAGGCUCUUAACUAAAUAGUCUUGGAAGGGUCCUAUUAAGGGUUUAUUUGUGUCUUAUUCUACAAAAGCCCUUUUUAAAACUGGUUAAAAAAAAAGUAUGUUACCAACGUAUGAGUGACAUCAGUUUCCUUUCAAAGUCGAUCGUAUCUAUGUAAGUGCCUGACAUAUGUCCACAUGUUUAGAGAAAUAAGUACCAUCACUACUUUUAUUUAACUGUCUUCACGCUACCAACUCUUACCAUCUUUUCUGAGGGGAAGGUGUUCUUUGUAACUUUCUGAAAAGGGAAAAGAUGAUGUUGAAUCGAGGUCAUAGGCACUCCACCAAGUCCUGCUGUUAAUUCAGCAUUUAAGCAGCUUCUUCUGAGUUUGGACAGUUUGUUCAGAAAUCCUGAAGACUUUUUAAAAGUCUUUUCUUUAUGUCUUAUUCUUACUUGGUUAACCCUUCUAGUUGUAGUGGUGCUGCACAAAAAAGAAGAAAAAAAUCUGUAAUUUGCACUGGGCCUGUAGUUGCCUGACAUGACCUUUUGUACAAGUAGAUUAAACUGAGAAAUUAACAAAUAAAUAGAUACGUAGACAUUUAGAAUCCUCUGAUUUAACAUAUACAUGAGUCCUCCUGAAUGUGGGUGAGAUUUUCAGCUUUUGGUGGGAAAGAAAUGGGGACAGUAAGCUUACUAUGCAAUAUCUGCAUUUUUAAUCUCUGUAAUUAUUAGUAUUUUUUGUGUUUCUUACUGUACAACAGACCCCACGUUGUUUUGGCAGUAAAAUUCCAGCCAGUGCCAAACAGUGUCCAAAUCAUUAUUACUCAGAAAAAAAAAACCCUUGAUAUUUAUUCCCCUCUGACUUAUCCCUUUAAGUUUGACUGAAAUGUUUCUCUCAUUGAAUUUCCCAUCAAAAUUCCCAUCAAAUACAAAGAGGAGAACUUGGACUUGAAAAAGAACUACGUAUAUCUACAUAAAUGGACUACAAAAUACAUAAAAAAAUUGAAGCACAAAUCUUAAUUAUAUGUAAUAUCAGAUUUUUUUGUUGUUUGCACUUUUGAAUUAGCCUAUUUAGAGGUUGUGUUCCAGUAAAGCUACCUCUACCUGGAUUCAUGGUAAUGAUGCUAUUUUGCAAAAGCAGAUUUUUAUCAGUUUGUGUAAAGAAAAACAACUGCAAUACAAUGGACGAUUUGUUUGUAUUUGAUUUGGUUUCACCCCAUGAAUGUCAAUUUUUAUGAAUGUUAAGAAAAUAGUUUGGAGCUUGUGAUUGAAAUGAUUGCUUGACCUUUUCCACAGAUCUUAUUUAAAAACCAUAUAAAGAGUUGCUGUCAGCAGUGAUCAAAUACACUAUAUCUUAAUUUCUUCUUUUUUUUUUGAUGAGAAACUUGUAAAUAAUGUACACUGAUUAGGUAUGCAGUUUAAAGAGAAGAGAAAAUGUGUAACUUGCAAGACUUUGUGGUACAAAAAAAUGAAUGCUGUUUAUAGUAUAAUAAAAAUUUGUUUGACCAAGAAA